Molecule: messenger RNA, 1685 nt
Organism: Hyposmocoma kahamanoa
Lineage: Eukaryota; Metazoa; Arthropoda; Insecta; Lepidoptera; Cosmopterigidae
Gene: snRNP-U1-70K
Product: U1 small nuclear ribonucleoprotein 70 kDa-like
Exons: 7
Coding region: 245-1462 (405 amino acids)
Biological process (GO): mRNA splicing, via spliceosome
Cellular component (GO): precatalytic spliceosome; U1 snRNP; U2-type prespliceosome
Molecular function (GO): mRNA binding; U1 snRNA binding
Source: RefSeq, a predicted model, not a curated record
GCGGACGGUGGCUGGUGCACGCUAGUAUUGCGAAUUUGGGUAUCAUAAUAUAAUUUUCACUCAGUAAUUGCGUACAAAAUAUAAAUAUCGGGGUGAUUUAACAUUAUUAUAUUAUUUACUAUUUCUUGCAAAUCGCGUGUCGGCUCGCGUCGCGGUAUUCGCCAAUGGCGCUGUGCUAGCGAGACGCGUUGUGCGGUGCAGUCUGUCCGCCGACGUCGCAUCAAUUCAGUGACAAAGCCUCAAGAUGACGCAGUUUCUUCCGCCGAAUCUGCUGGCACUGUUCGCGGCACGGGAUCCGAUCCCGUACUUGCCGCCGGCCGCGAAGCUGCCCCACGAGAAGAAGCAGAAGGGCUACGACGGCGUGGGAGCGUUCCUGUCGGGCUUCGAGCUGCCGGGCGAGACUCCGCCCCCGACGCGCGUCGAGACCCGCGAGGAGCGCGCGGAGAGGCGCCGCCGCGAGCGCGCCGAGCAGGCCGCCUACAAGCUGGAGCAGGAGAUCGCGCUGUGGGACCCGCACGCCAACGCGAGGGCCACCCUGGACCCCUUCAAGACGCUCUUCGUGGCGCGCAUCAACUAUGACACGUCCGAGUCCAAAUUGCGAAGGGAAUUUGAGGGCUAUGGACCUAUCAAAAAGAUCUUCAUGGUUUUCAACAAGGAGAAUGACAAGCCGCGUGGCUAUGCUUUCAUCGAGUACGAGCACGAGAGGGACAUGCACUCGGCGUACAAGCACGCGGACGGCAAGAAGAUCGACGGCAAGCGCGUGCUGGUCGACGUCGAGAGAGCCAGGACCGUCAAGGGCUGGUUGCCGAGGCGCCUGGGCGGCGGGCUGGGCGGCACGCGCCGCGGCGGCGCCGACGUCAACAUCAAGCACUCGGGGCGGGAGGACAACGAGCGCGAGCGGGAGCGCUACCGGCUGGAGCAGCGCGACAAGGACGACCGCACGCGCCACGACCGCGAGCGGGAGCGGGACCGUGAGUACCGCCGCGGCGCAAGCGCGGCCGCCACGCGCGCUGACGCCCGCCUCUCCGCAGGGGGCCGCCGGCGCUCGCGCUCGCGCUCGCGGCGCCGCUCGGGCUCGCGCACGCGCAGACGCGAGCGGCCGCGCCCCGACGCCGAGCGCGCGCGCGACGACGACGCCGACAGGCGGCGGCGGCGCUCGCGCUCGCGCUCGGAGCGCCGGCGCGAGCGGCGCGACAAGGACCGCGACAAGGAGCGCGACCGCGACAAGAAGCGCUCGCGCAAGGACCGCGACCGCAAGGAGGCCAAGGUCAAGCCGGAGGACAUCAAGGUCAAGCAGGAGCCCGUGGACGACUAUCCGGAGUUCAGCGUGUCGGGCGGCGUGGCCGUCAAGGUGGAGCCGGCCGACCACGACCACGACGACCGCGACCACCGCGAGCACGACCACGACGACAGCAAGUACGCGCCCGACGAGCACGACGACGCCAACGGCGACUACUACUAGCGUCGGCCGCGGCCCCGCGCGGGCGGCGACUCGCUCCCGACGUCUGUCACGCGUCCCCGCGAGAGGGGUCGCGUGACAAACGCCAGGUGACGAGAGCGCACCGCGCGCUGCCCCCUUCGGCUCUCGGCUCUCCUUUGUGCGACGGCCGGCCGCUGUCCAAAGUGUCGCCCGAUGAAAAGAAAAUUGUGCGAUAUCAAAUUAAUGAUUUAAGAAUAUUUUUCAG